CGGCGCGCCUGCGCAGGGGGGAUUCCGCCGGGCCUCGCAGGACACCAACAUGGCGCCGUAGGCCCGCAGCACCAGCGCCACCGCGGGCGGGACAGCGAGGCCGCUGCUGCCACCAUUAUGUCGCGGCACAGGAACGUCCGCGGCUACAACUACGACGAAGAUUUUGAAGAUGAUGAUGUGUAUGGCCAAUCUGUAGAAGAUGAUUAUUGCAUUUCUCCUUCAACAGCAGCUCAAUUUAUCUACUCCAGACGAGACAAACCAGCCACAUUUGCUGAGCCUUUAGAAGAAGAAUAUGGCUAUGAAGGUACCGAUGAUACUGCUGAUUAUUUUACAUCCGGUCAUCAGUUGACUGAAGUUGAUAGAGCCCGUCUUAAUUCAUGCCUUGAUCAAAUGAGAGAAAUUUUGGCAGAGUCCAUACCAGAACAAGCAAUGGUGCAAGCACUACUGGAUAGUAAAUUUGAUGUACAGAAGGCUUUGGAUCUUGUGCUUUCACAAGGCAGUAAGCAAAAUGUGAAGACCAAGAAUAAGGAUGCUGUGAAUUUAGCAAAGAAUACAAAAGGAGACUUACAUUGUUGUCCAGAAAUGUGUGUUGAUACAGACAGUGUCUCUUGUGCAGUAGAAAAUUUUGCUGACAACACCAACAAACCUGAGUUUGGAAACUUGACAGCCAAAAGUGGCUCAGCUCUUUAUUCUUUAAAGAAUAUUACAAAUGACAAAGUAUUCCUUAACGCUGAAAAAUCCGAUAUACCUUCAUGUGAAAGGAAAGGAUUGAAAUCCUCUUCACUUGUUCAGUCAUCUUCAUUCAGUGAUGAUUUGUGUAAAGGAUCACUUUGUGAACUUGUGAAUAAACAGGCAGAGAAGCAGCUACCAGAAAGUGCUAAUGCAGUAAGUUUGGUUCCUGACAGUGUUUACUUUAGCAUAGGAAGUAACCCCUCGAAAUGCAAGGAAACACAGGACUUGAAAUCCUUGCUGAUGGAGAAUGUGGUUUGUGAUUCUCUGAGUCCUGAAGACAACAUUCCUCUCAUUUCCCCAAAUACUUCUGAUUGUAGUAGUAGUGCAAAUUUUUACAGUCCUCCAUGUUUAACAAGUGCUUUAGGAAAAUUGGCCCUUGAUAAUGAAGUCAGUCAUACUGUAAAUAAAAAGAAUGAACUUCUUGAAAAUUUUUCUUCGCUUGUGCAAAGUAGAAAACAAGAAAGUCCCUCUUCAGACCUGGCUGCUUUGCCAGUGUUAAGACCUGGAAGUACUUCAUUGGCUGACUUACUUCAGGAGCACCAGGAAAGCAGUGCUAGCCACAGUUACUCUUUGGCUGAUCUGUACACCCAGUCAACAGCAAGCCUCACUGAUAGGAAAUUGGGAACCUCAUCAUUAUUACAACUAGUAAGUCAACCCCAAAUUUCAGUUGGGAUGCCAGAGCUGACAGGAUCUUUGUCUUCUCUAGCCCUCUCUAAAGUUUCUCCAGAAAAGGAGGUUGAGAAUUUAUCACUCUCGGAUUUAAUAGCAGAGACUAUUGAAAUAGAUAAAACUCAGCAAAGGAUGGACUUGCCCGUGCACAGUGUAAUGGAAUUCAGGCCUUCCCAAGGAACCAGCAUUGAUUUGAGUGUCCUUGUAAAAAGUGAAGAUGUAUCUACAGAGCAAAAUGUGGUAGGACAGUCAAGUAUCUUAAGCCCUGAAACUAAACUUGUAAAAGAAAAACAAGGAAGAUGUUCUGGUUUUGCCAAAAUAAACAGAAAAACCAAAAAAGGGCAUGGUCUUAAGAGGCAGGAUUUGUCCCUUUCGUGGAUGAAGGCGCUGUGUGCAAGACCUUCAGCUUUUGCUUUAACCUUGUGCCUCCGUUAUCCUCCCAAAGGAUAUAAGCGUCACACAGUUGGUGUACAUAAAACUUUCCUAUACAGUAGACAGGUACAAGAUGUAAAACCCAAGGAAACUGGUCCCAUAGUAGCCAUAACACCAUUUGAUUUCAAAUCAGCAUCUCCUGAUGAUAUUGUAAAAGCUAACCAAAAAAAAGCUUUUGCAAGACAGUAAUAAGGAAAACCCAAGUCUCACUGUUUAUAUCGCGUUAUAUUAAAAAAAAAAAUCAUAUAGGACGUAUUUAUAAUGCAGAAUUGAUUUUUUUUUAUUUUUUAAAUUGACAUAUUACAGUUCUUACUGAUUGGUAGCAAAUUUGUAUGUGAACUUUUAAACUGUUGCACUGAAUGUCUUAAUUUUUGCGUAAUUUUCACUGACAGUUUUAACAUUUUUAACUUUCGCAAAGCCUUGAACUUUAGUAUAUAGAUAUUGCAUGUACAAAAUUCUGUGAACACCAUUAGACUUCUUGAAAUAUCUCUAGGUGUUGAAGAUACAGUUCAUUGGGAAGAACACUGAAUUAUUAUUUUGUAAAGUAAUUUACUUUUGCUAUAUGGUGUAUAGUUUGGGGAGCAGGAACCUCAGUUUAUAUUACAAGUGUUUUAUUAAAUGUUCUUAAGGUUAGAUUUUCUGAUAAAGGUAUGUUAUUAAACUGUCAGUCUUGUAAUUGAUGUUUCCAGUCACUGUCAUUAUUCUCUUUCUAUAUUUAUACUGAUGACACUAUUACAACAGAAAUACCUUUAGUUUUUAAAAGCCUCAAUGACCUCAGGUUUUGACAGUUCUGGUUGUGGUAGGACAUGUAUAGUUUUUGAUAGGACCAAAUUUGUAGGGGAGCAAGCAGUGAAAAUUGUUGUGCUCCUCCUCCAAUCAGCUGUCAAAAUAUGAUAUUCAGAAUGUUAAAACAGCAAUUUUAUAGGUAUAUAAAUACAUGCUGCAUUUAUUUCAUGAGAAGUUUCCCUAGGAUUCUAUGGUUUAUUCUCAAGUCUUUCAGAGGAGUAUUGGAGUAACAGUUCUUUCAGCUGUAGCAUGAGAGUCUUUGCUCAAUGGAAAAAAAAAUCAGGCAAAGCAUAAGUGCUAUUUGUGUCUGCCUCUUGUCUGUUUUGAAGAAAACUUCUUUUAGAAAUGGAAAUACAUUCUCUUCUACUGUUUGCACCCAUUACUGUUGCUUUGAAUCUUCAGGUGAAAGAUCCAAAUCAGAACAUUCUGGACGUUUUCUGGUGCCCUGUUGGUCAAAUUAGCAACUGUAUAUAUGUUUUAACUUUCUUCUUAGUACACAUUAUGACUUCUAAUAUAUUUCCCAUGUCAUUGUCACUAUUUUAAAUUCUGAACAGCAAUAAGUUCAAUAAAGAUACUGCUGCAACUACAAAAA
This is a messenger RNA of Lepidothrix coronata (blue-crowned manakin), 3211 nucleotides long. It is a transcript of the gene HBS1L, whose product is annotated as HBS1 like translational GTPase. Gene Ontology annotation, biological process: translation. The record is from RefSeq and is a predicted model, not a curated record. Bases 118 to 2022 code for a protein of 634 amino acids. Lineage: Eukaryota; Metazoa; Chordata; Aves; Passeriformes; Pipridae. The transcript has 5 exons. Gene Ontology annotation, molecular function: GTP binding; GTPase activity.